Messenger RNA from Aspergillus melleus, 780 nucleotides. It is a transcript of the gene APS2, whose product is annotated as AP-2 complex subunit sigma. The transcript is spliced from 5 exons. The record is from RefSeq and is a predicted model, not a curated record. Bases 55 to 492 code for a protein of 145 amino acids. Gene Ontology annotation, molecular function: clathrin-cargo adaptor activity. Lineage: Eukaryota; Fungi; Ascomycota; Eurotiomycetes; Eurotiales; Aspergillaceae. Gene Ontology annotation, biological process: protein transport; clathrin-dependent endocytosis. Gene Ontology annotation, cellular component: AP-2 adaptor complex; intracellular membrane-bounded organelle.
ACAAUCCGGAGUCGAAGUCUGAUCUGCGUUGGUCGCGGGUGCACUUGAGACGGGAUGGUUCUUUCUUUUAUUCUGGUUCAGAAUCGCCAGGGUAAGACGCGCCUUGCGAAAUGGUAUGCGCCUUACAGCGAUGAGGAGAAAGUGAAGCUCAAAGGCGAGGUCCAUCGCCUGGUCGCCCCGAGAGACCAGAAAUAUCAGUCGAAUUUCGUCGAGUUCAAGCGCAGUACGAAGAUCGUAUAUCGGCGAUACGCGGGGCUGUUCUUCUGCGUGUGUGUUGAUGCCACCGAUAACGAGCUGGCGUAUCUCGAGGCGGUGCAUUUCUUCGUGGAAGUGCUGGAUCAGUUCUUUGGGAAUGUGUGUGAGCUGGAUCUAGUGUUUAACUUUUACAAGGUCUAUGCCAUUCUAGACGAGGUGUUCCUUGCCGGCGAGAUCGAAGAAACGAGCAAACAAGUGGUGCUCACGAGGUUGGAGCACUUGGACAAACUGGAGUGAGAUGUCGAGGUCGGGAACGGAGUAUACCCGACUACGGAGGAGACCAGGAGACCAGGAGACGGGCUGAUAUCAUUCAUUGCAUUGAGCGACCACGGGACAUGGUCCUCGCACGGAGUUAAGGUUUCAAUGGCUGUUACUGUAUAUUUGGAUAACCAUGCUUGCGAUCUGAGCUUGGCUUAGGAUAUUGAUUCGAGGGCCUUUCCAUUAUAGUUUUAUAUUAUCCCCAACAUGUUAAUAAACUCGCGUCAAGGAAUAGGAACGUAGGAAACAGGAAUUAUCUUGUACCUG